This is a messenger RNA of Micropterus salmoides (largemouth bass), 1928 nucleotides long. Its product is annotated as probable G-protein coupled receptor 34. Gene Ontology annotation, biological process: G protein-coupled receptor signaling pathway. Gene Ontology annotation, molecular function: G protein-coupled purinergic nucleotide receptor activity. Gene Ontology annotation, cellular component: membrane. Lineage: Eukaryota; Metazoa; Chordata; Actinopteri; Centrarchiformes; Centrarchidae. The transcript has 2 exons. The coding region runs from base 456 to 1787 and encodes 443 amino acids. The record is from RefSeq and is a predicted model, not a curated record.
CAAGAAGACCGGCAGACUAGACAGUCCAACUGUGAGUGCAACAGACAGUGGAGAGGGUAAAAAAAAUAACUAGAGCUUUUCAAUAAAGAAAGAGAGUACAAGGACCAAUACGGAAAGAGGGAAGACAAGCUCAAAAAGAGAGCUGAGAGGAGGAUGGGACACUUUCAAUAGGAUGUGAAAAAAAGAGUCGUCUGCAGAGACUGAAGAGAAGACAGGUGAAGAAGGCAAAGGAAGUGUUGAGGACAAGGACUGUAGUUUAAUAUCCUAUCACAUAUGUCACUCAAGUUUUUUAAACAAGUUACAGCUUGAUGGGAGGAAAAAAAUCUGGACUGCUGUGCUCUAACACUUCUCUGCACGUUAUUGCACAUUUAAACUGCAGCUGUGCUGACUCUCCAGUGGAAAGAAUAUUAAUGCAUACUGAUGAACAACCCUGAAGUUGUCACUCCUCAGUCACAAUGACCACCUCCUCCUCUGCCUCAGCCACAAGGACUUCCUUCUCCUCUGCCGCUUCUUUCCCCUUCACUCUUUCAGCUUCUGCAUCGUCUAACUCCUCUCUUCCUAUCGCUACUCCAUCCCUCCCUGUUUCAAUGUCUUCCUUCUUCUUUACCACCUCUCUACCCCCUCCCUCCGUCUCCACCUCUUCAGUGGCCCCAAACCAGACUCUGUGUUCAAUUAAUGACGAGGCCCUCCGCCUGCCGCUCGCAGUCCUAUACUCAUUGUUCUUCCUUUUUGGGCUUGUGGGUAACCUUUUCGCCCUGUGGGUCUUCCUUUUCCUACAGUCAAAACGCAACUCUGUGCGGGUGUUCCUCAUCAACUGCGCUGUGGCGGAUCUGGUCCUCCUGGCGUGUCUGCCCUUCAGGGUGUUCUACCAUGUUAAUGGAAACCAGUGGGUACUGGGAUCUGUAGUCUGCAAGUUGGUGGGGAAUCUGUUUUACAUGAACAUGUACAUCAGUAUUGCAUUACUGGGGCUCAUCAGCUUGGACAGAUACUUGAGGAUAAAGGGGAAAAGCAGAGUACGGAGAGGCAUGAGGGUGACGGUGUGGGGUCAUGUCUGGCCUUGGAGCUGGGUGGCGUGCGGGGUUCUGUGGGGUAUGUCACUGAUGGCGCUGGUGCCCAUGAUCGCCACAGCAGAGGACAGUGAGGAGAAAGACAUAUGCUUCCAGUACAAGCACCGUAGCAGCAAAGCCAAAGGGAAAGCCUACUUCAACGGGGCGCUGGUGUUGAUGUUCUGGCUCAUCUUCAUCAUGCUGGUGGUCUCCUAUGCAAAGAUUGCUUCUCAGUUGCUGAGAGUGUCAUGGGACAAGCCGGACCUUCCCAACGCACAGAGAUACCAACGAACCGCCAAGAAGUCCUUCUUUGUCCUCUUUCUGUUCACCGUCUGCUUCGGGCCGUACCACGCCUUUCGCCUUGUCUACAUCCUCUCCCAGCUCAGCACAACAGUAAACUGUGAGUACUUGCAAAUGGUGGACCGUACCAAUGAGGUGAUGCUGUUAUUAUCUGCCUUCAAUAGCUGUUUGGAUCCUGUAAUGUACUUCCUGUUAUCUGGCUCAGUGCGCAAAACCGCCCUCCAAGCACUUGGACACCGUCUUGGCAACCGGCUUCUCUUCCUAAACGACGGAGCAUCUAACAGCUCGACAACGGAGUUCAGGCGACAGUCUGUGCCAAUGGCUUUACCUAAACCUGAACUCAACACCCCCUCAGUCACCCCGAGAACAAGCAUCUGUGUCAUCAACACCACCCUCCGCAGCACAGCGCUGACCACGCUUCCACAUUCUGGUCAACACUGAUCACAAGUUUUGUCUGACUGCAAACUAUGUAAACCUGAACACUGGAGAAGUACAUGCCGAUUCUCUUUAAAACUGAGUAAAGCCUUUUUACACAUACCUACUUCUUUUGUUAAAAAAAAUAAAUGUAUUUUUUACUUCCGA